Molecule: messenger RNA, 2436 nt
Organism: Naumovozyma castellii
Lineage: Eukaryota; Fungi; Ascomycota; Saccharomycetes; Saccharomycetales; Saccharomycetaceae
Gene: ALK2
Product: protein kinase ALK2
Exons: 1
Coding region: 1-2436 (811 amino acids)
Source: RefSeq, a predicted model, not a curated record
AUGGACUACGAGACGUCGUUUGACGAGUUUGUCGAUAGCAGGAAAUUCAUCGCCCUUGUGGUGUCCGAUGACGAGGAUUACGAUGAGGAGGACGAAAAUAUCAGCAUAUCGAAUAUUGUCAUUGAGGAGGAACCAUUGAAGGUGGUCAAGGAGAUAUUGACCGUGCCGGAACAGAAAAAGCAACAACCUGUGGUCGCCACUGCUUCAACGAAAUCCAGUAGGAGUAGUAGUAAUAAGAAUAAUGUGGCACAGCCCCCUCAGACGAAACAAGUGAAGAAUAAGUCAGAGGAAAAGAAACGUUGGUCCUUUAUGUCCAACCAUUCCUCUUCUUCUAAGAAGAGAUGGUCCACUUUAUCGGCAUUUACAAACGAUUCUGGUAAUAGUACCAGCAAGGAAAGAGACUCCCAGUACGUGAAGAGAAUCUCCACUCACAGUAGUAAUAUUUCCAUAACUGCUGCUAAUACUAGUAGUAGCAGUAAUAAGAGAAUGUCAUUGGCAAGCAGUUUGAGCAGCAAUGAACAUUCAACUGGUGCGGACAGUAUGUCUCACAAUGAAAUGAAUAACGAACAUAAACAUUCCCUAAUGAAACGUUCAUCUACAGGGUCCUCUUUAAGACAAUUGUUUAAUAAAAUUGUUAUUAAUGAACCAAAGGAUGGAAACAUCAAACAGCAUGCCUCACAGGAUAAAUUGAGACGAGAUCAUAACAAUAAGGAGAAUAUAGACCACCAUAUUCACAGUGAACAUACCGAUCCUAAACAAAAAUUAAAUACACAGCAGACAACAACUGUUCACUCCAAUUUGCAUUCACAUAAUAACUCGAAGUUCCGUGCCCCCUUAAAACCUGUAACAAAUACCACAAUGACGAAUAGUUCAUCAUUGGCUCGACAGCGUCAUUCUGUAUUUUUUGGUAACCAAAAUACUGAUAAUUCAUCUUCUCAUCAGUAUAUGGAUAACUCGAGUAUAUCUUCAAUGUCAUCAAAUAGUUCCAAAUGGAAAUUCUGGAAAAGAAGUAGUAUCUCUGGAUCUAUGUCUAGAUCUACUUCGACUAAAUCAUUAAGCAUCAAUGAUGUAGGCUUACCCGUAACGUCUACUGCAACUAUGAACGAUCACAAGAUAAGACAUAAGAAUUCAUUUUCUGAUUUCCAUAAAUCUAUUUUUUCGAGUAGUAAUAAUAACAAUGUGAGUGAUAGCUCUGAUAAUUUAUCCGUUUCUUCACAAUACUUGAAACAAAAAGUUUCAUCAUCAAAUCUUUCCAUUCAUGGUCUAACGCAUCGUACUUCUCAAUCAAGUUUGAAACACAAGACAUCGCACAGCUCUUUACAAAAGUUUAAAAGUAGAAGGAAGUCUGCAAAUAAUAGUGGUAAUAUAACCUCAGAUGAUACAUCAUCAACUAAUUCAGGUCCCUUAAUAUCCCUACCAAUACCAGACCAGGUUUCAAGAGAUAAGAUUAAGACCAAAUUAAGGAACUCUACUUCUUUAUUAUCUUUAAACUCAUCUACCCCCAUGGCAAAGCAACAAUAUGAUCAAUCAAUAUUUACCCAAAUGUUAGAAUAUUGUGAUAUCAAGCAUAUUAUUGAUCAUAUUGAAUUUGAAAAUGGAUUGAAAAAAUCUUUAUUUACCUUGGAUAAAUCCACACUCAUACAUUCCAACUUAUUUAGAAUACCACCAAGCUCUAACAGAUCAGAUUCGAUGGUUUGUAAAGUUAUCCCGUUAGGAACCUUAGACGAUAUAUCAUCAUCAAAGUCAAUGUCAUUAAAGGAAUUGAAGAUAUUAAGUAUAUGUAGGGGUACCACGGGGCUACCGUAUCUCUUACAGUCAUACUUACUGAGAUCAGCAUCCGGUAAUAAUAUUUCAUUGUUUCUUUUUAUGAAAGAUCAUGGUUCUCCUUUAUCCCUAUAUCGCUUCGAUAACUGGUCCCAAAUCCUAAACAUUUAUUGGCAAUGUGCCACCAUUCUUUACGUGACGGAGGCUAAAUUUGAAUUUGAACAUAGAAACUUAACAUUGGAUCAUAUUCUGAUAGAUAGUCAUGGUAACGUCACAUUAUGUGACUUGAAAUCCAGUAGAGGUAAAUGGGUCACUGAGGGUGAAGAUCAUUUCGAUCAUUACGAUGAAGAAAUACUAUUUACUAGGUUGGACCAUCCCCUAUUCUUUCAAGGUGGGGGAGAUUAUCAAUUUGAAAUAUAUAAUAUGAUGAGAUCUAUUUUUUAUGAUCCAUCUACUUGGAGAAAUUUUGAACCAAGGACAAAUUUAUUGUGGUUGCAUUAUUUAGCAAUAAAACUGAUAGUAAACAAUAAUUCAGUGCCGACAAGUCCUGAAAGGGAUCAGUUGACCAAACUGGCCCAAUUAAUUGAUCCAUCAUUGGUCAUUAAAAAACAUAAACAUAAAAAAAAUGAUAUGGAGAUGAGAAGUUGUGGUGAUCUAAUUAGAUACAAAUAA